Messenger RNA from Rodentolepis nana, 255 nucleotides. The record is from the annotation of a GenBank genome assembly. Lineage: Eukaryota; Metazoa; Platyhelminthes; Cestoda; Cyclophyllidea; Hymenolepididae.
CCAGGACCUCAAUCAACACCUAAGUCUCUCACUGACACAAUUUCGGCUCAACUCAAAUCUACAACCAAUACCCUCUCUACUGGACUGAAGUCUCUCUUCAAGGAUACCACCCAAUCAACUUCGAAUUCGACGCCUAUUGAUUCUUCUAGAGCAGCCCAACUUAGACGGAGCUUUUCAACUAAGUCUGCCGUCGGUUUUGGACAGGAAAUUGAUCUGGCUUAUCCCACCUCUCAUGAUACCGGCCUGGUGAGAUGA